AUGGACGCCGCCGGGGCCCUCCAGGCCUACAAGCUCGCCGCCAAUGCCAUUAAAAAAGGCCAGAUCCCAGUCCCUGCGGGGGAGAUGGAGACUCCAACCGCCGUCGUGGAGGAGGUUCGAGCCACCGGCUAUGACAGGGCCAUGGCCUACAGUUUUCACGAGGACGACCGGCGACGUCUUCUCGAGGUCACGAAGCUGCCCUCGCACCUUACUCGCCUGCACUACCCGGGCCACGAUCAGGCCGCAGUUCUCUUCAUGAAGAGCAAAUUCGGAUGAGCUGGCUGCGCGCACCCGCAGAUGAUUAGGACGAGAAGCUUGCCCUUCGACAUUACCUUUCUGCGGUUCUACGCGAGGGCCCCCCACAGCUGCCACUGCCCAGUACAUGGGAACAUGAAUUCGGAUCGCGUCCUGGUCAUGCGGUUGGUGAACGAGGGGGGCGAGGACGAGGGGGAGGCUCUCGCGCAGCAGCAGCAGGGGGUAGGAAAGAGGCUUCUGGGCUGGGCGGCUGUGCACAAUGAGAGCGGGCAUGAUGUUCGUUCCCCCGAGAUCGCUUCCGUUCCUGAUGCAGUGUUCGCCAUCCAUGUGACAAGGAUCGACGACGAGCCGAUUACGGAGAAGAACAUACGCCGCACGCAGACGCUCUGGUACCUGCUUCGAGAGGCCGGCCCCUCGAUGUGACUGCCCAGAGCCCCAACUCACCAUUUGGUUAGAUGCGACGGGGUGCCCUCCUCUUACGAGAACAAAAUCUGGCGUCUCGGCGGACCCACAUCUGAGAUCCGUGACAUCGUCCUACUGGUCGCGGUACCCACGCCGACUCGGACCGGUUUGAGCACCACAGCCUGCUUGAUCCUGUCCGGGCGCUUUGCUCUUUUUUUAUCGCGAGACCUGGUCUGCGGGCGACUGGCCGCGGCGAGGAUAAACUCCAGGGACAUCCUCUUCUGGUUCAGGUCGCAUACUGCCGCAGAGGUCAGAUGGGGAGGCGCCAAACACGACCCCUCUGACGAGGACGACGGGAGGAGGAUGCACCCUAGGUCAUCUUUCAAGGCUUUCCUAGAGGUCGUGAAGACGAGGAGCCUGCCCUGGAGCGACUACGAGAUGGAUGCUAUCCACUCGUUGCAGCUCAUCCUCAGAGGGAGCUUUAAUGAUGUCAAGAAGAGCGAGGAUUUGGAUUCUCGGGUGCGCAGCCUCAGGGUGCAAGGGAUGGAGGAGCUGCAAGCCGUGACUAAUGAAAUGGUGCGCUUGAUCGAGACGGCCACUGUGCCAAUCUUGGCGGUGGACGUUGAUGGCGUCAUAAACGGUUGGAACCUGAAAAUUGCAGAAUUGACUGGCCUGUCCGUAGAUGAGGCCAUAGGGAAGCAUUUGCUCGCGCUUGUGGAGGACUCUUCCGUGGCACAAGUAAGGAGGAUGCUUCUUUUGGCUUUGCAAGGAACGGAAGAACAAAAUGUCGAAUUUCAAAUGAAAACUUGCGGUGACCGGGGAGAUGAUGGUCCGGUUGUCUUGGUUGUGAACGCUUGUGCUAGUCGCGACCUCAAUGAAAAAGUCGUCGGGGUGUGCUUCGUGGCUCAAGACGUGACCUUCCAUAAGUCGAUUAUGGACAAGUUCACAAGGAUCGAAGGGGAUUACAAAUCCAUAGUGCUGAGCCCAAACCCGUUGAUCCCUCCCAUAUUUGGCGCAGACGAGUUUGGUUGGUGCUCCGAGUGGAAUCCUGCCAUGGCUAAGCUGUCAGGAUGGCGGAGGGAGGAGGUGAUGGAUAAGAUGCUGUUGGGGGAGGUUUUUGGGACGAAUUUGGCCUGUUGCCGUGUCAAGAACCAAGAUGAAUUCGUGAACCUCAGUGUUGUAAUCAAUAAUGCCAUGACAGGCCAUGACAUUGACAAAGCUCGGUUCAGUUUUAUUAGAAGAAAUGGGAAGCCAGUAGAAUGUCUGCUCUCAGUUAGCAAGAAAGUGGAUCGAGAAGGAGCAGUGACCGGGGUCUUUUGUUUUCUCCACAUCCCCAGCUAUGAACUGCAGCAGAUUCUCCAUGUGCAGCAGCUGUCGGAGCAAUCAACAGCAAAGAGAUUGAAGGCCUUGUCUUAUAUCAGGCAUGCCAUUCGGAAUCCUCUUUCAGGUGUUAUGUACUCUAGAAAACUGAUGGAGGGAACCAACUUGUGUGACGAGCAAAAACGCCUCCUGAACACCGCGGAUAAGUGUCACCUUCAGCUUAAUCGGAUUCUUGACGACUUGGAUCUUGAUAACAUCACGGACAGUUCCUUGGAGCUGGAGAUGACAGAGUUUGUUCUUCAAGAUGUGAUGGUUACCGCCAUAAGCCAAGUCAUGAUAGCGAGCGCAGGGAAAGGAAUUAGAAUAAUUCACGAGGCAUCUGAUGGAUUCAUGAACGAAGGUGUCUAUGGGGACAGCGUGAGGCUUCAACAGAUUGUUGCCGAUUUCUUGGUGGUUUCUGUUCAAUUCUCACCCAGCGGGGGUCAAGUGGAAAUUGCUCCUAAUUUGGUCAAAGGUCGCCUGGGUGAAAACCUCCACCUGGUACAUCUGGAAAUCAGGAUAACACACACUGGCAGCGGGGUGCCUGAAGAGCUGCUAGCCCAAAUGUUCGGAAGUGAGGAAGAGCAAACGGAUGAGGGAGUUAGCCUGCUCGUGUGUUGGAAACUGCUUAAACUCAUGAAUGGAGAUGUUCACUACCUUCGCGAAGCAGACAAAUCGGCUUUCAUCAUCUCUGCAGAGCUGGCUUCUGCCUCUAAACCCAGGGCCACGAUGAAUAUCUUUUGAUAAGACAUAUGUUUAAGAGCUGUAUGAUCACGGAGCUAUGAUUUUCAAAGAUGCGUCGUUACGUCUAGUUUUGUGUUAUGAGAGUAGUUUUCUGGAGUAGUACAUUUUGAAGAUAUGUUGUUAUGAUCCAGCUUUGUGUCAGGAAGCAAGUAAUUUUCCUCUUCCUGCUUGAUUUAUCACUGGUGCUAUUUGUGAGCUCUCUGUGUUGAUUAA
This is a messenger RNA of Asparagus officinalis (garden asparagus), 2973 nucleotides long. Its product is annotated as phytochrome A-like. NCBI's taxonomy places the organism in Eukaryota, Viridiplantae, Streptophyta, Magnoliopsida, Asparagales, Asparagaceae. The record is from RefSeq and is a predicted model, not a curated record. Gene Ontology annotation, molecular function: phosphorelay sensor kinase activity. Gene Ontology annotation, biological process: regulation of DNA-templated transcription; detection of visible light; signal transduction.